CUAUACAUUAAUCAAACAUAUCUCUCAUCAAUCUUUUCUUUUUUUUUCUUUUCAUAAUUUUCCUUCAAUUUCUCGAGAAAAUUUCUAAUCCUAUUCUACUUAUCUUUAUUACACGCCGAGGGCCACGGGCCGAACCUCCAUCCCUCCCGAUUCGGACAAUGGAAUUGGCGCAAUUAACAACACCAUUACAAGACUCCUCAGCUUUCAUUCCAUCCGUGACCGUUUACGCUUCAAGAGAAACCCUAACUACAGUCAGACGAAGGGCCUAAUAAAACCGUGUCUCCACCGCUACUGGCUUCACCAUUUGUUGCGGAAUAUCAUACAGUUUUGAAGUUUUUGGCUAUUUAUCUAAAAAUGAAUACUUUUCUUCCUGUUAUUUAGGCGAUUUCUUGGUUUGGUGAAAGCUUCAUCAAAUGAUAGUCUUUUUCUAUAUAGCAUCACAGCUCGUGGCAAUAUACUGUAGCAGAUGGUUAAAAAAUAUGAGUUUCAUGCAUGUACUUGACGGGGUUGAACUGCAUCCACCAAUAUCUGAUGUUUCAUGCGAUGGUCUUGCUGCCAGGACUGCUAUUGUUGGAGAUGAUUCUGCAUUGCCUCCGCCUCAAGGCAUAGCUGGACAAAGAGGUUUGGCAGGCCCUAUUCUUGUUUACAAGUUGGAAAGUCAGGUUGCUGGAGCUAGCUGCUGCUGCUGGCCUUUCCCUUUCUUAAGUUACUCUGUUACUGCAGAAGCAAAUCGUGCAUCUGAAAUGGUUGGGAAAAUGGGUGUUGCCUUAUCUGUUUGUACACUGCCUGGGCAGGUUUCAUCAUGUUGUCUGGGUUCUGGAAAAAUGGAACUUGGUCUUGAGAUUAAUUUGUCAGUUUUUAUCUUGAGUUGGUUGCUUCUGAUGCUGUGCACAUUAAAGUGGUCAAGUAUUCUUGUGGAUCUUUUACAGGGCCACUGCUUACACAUUGUGAAUCUGGUGCUGUUGUUGUGGACCUUCAACUUGUAGUUGUAGUGUCUCU
This is a messenger RNA of Mangifera indica (mango), 999 nucleotides long. Its product is annotated as putative 3,4-dihydroxy-2-butanone kinase. The coding region runs from base 414 to 986 and encodes 190 amino acids. Gene Ontology annotation, biological process: glycerol catabolic process. Gene Ontology annotation, cellular component: cytosol. Gene Ontology annotation, molecular function: glycerone kinase activity. The transcript has 6 exons. NCBI's taxonomy places the organism in Eukaryota, Viridiplantae, Streptophyta, Magnoliopsida, Sapindales, Anacardiaceae. The record is from RefSeq and is a predicted model, not a curated record.